Messenger RNA from Strongyloides ratti, 444 nucleotides. RefSeq lists its product as hypothetical. NCBI's taxonomy places the organism in Eukaryota, Metazoa, Nematoda, Chromadorea, Rhabditida, Strongyloididae. The transcript has a single exon. Bases 1 to 444 code for a protein of 147 amino acids. The record is from RefSeq and is a predicted model, not a curated record.
AUGCAAUUUUUCAACUUUAUCAUUUUUUCUGUCUUUAUUACUACUAUUUAUGCUUGUGCUCCAACACAAACAGUUGUUUCACCAGCAACAACAACUGUUAAAACUGCAAGAAAACGUAGAAGUAUUGAUGAAAACAACAAUAUUGUUAUCAAAACUAUUUUUAAUACAAACAAUCAAGUAAAAACUAAUGAAUUAGAAGGACUUCUUCUUAAUAAUCUUUAUACUUCUAUUCCAGCCAUUUCAUCAAAUAUUGAUAAAUCAACAAGAUAUACAAGUUUAGAAAAUAAUAAUUUGGAAAAUAUUUUAACUAUUUCAGAUUCAUUAAUUUAUUGUUCUAAAAUGAUAAGAUCAAUCAAAAAUAUUUUAGAAAAAAAUAUUUUUAUUAAGGAUGUUAUAAUUAAAUGUGGAAACAAAGAAAAUGUAUCUCUUUUUGGUGAUAUGUGA